AGGAACACUUCGAAGAUUCUAGCCAAAAUUGAUUUAUGCAUCCGUACUGUUGCAAUGGCCUCUGUUAAUUAACAGCCGAGUAGAUUUCAAUUGAAAACAUAUAUUUUUUUAAUUUCCAUUUUAUUUCAUCAACCAAACGGUAAGGGAAUUAGGGUUUCAAAUCUGGCUUGGGUGGUUAGAGAUUGAGGUCAGAUCUUCUCCAUUUUUCUUUCAAUUCAUGUCAUUGUAGUUGUAUCAGGUUUAGACACUGUCAAAGAAUUUCAUAAAGAUUAAUGAAAACAGUUUAGAGGCAAUGUUGCCGUCCAGGUUUUCUUUGUUUGGAGGUGGGGGAUCUGAUAAAGGUAAUUCUGAAGAAGGUGAUAAAAAGGGAUUGAAUCCGACACUAAAACUGCAGACAGAUAGAGAUGUAUAUAGACCUGGAGAUUCUGUUUAUGUUACAAUUGAGAUCUGCAAUCCUCUUACCAGUGACUAUUCUGGUAGUGUUGUACCUUCUCUUUUGAUUGAAAAGCUUGGCUUCGAAGUCAAAGGGAUUGAGAAGUUGGACACUCAAUGGUUUGCCACCCAAAAACCAUUGUCAGGAACAAAGCAAAGGAGAGGUGAACAUGUUUUUUUGGACUGUUCAACACAAUCAAUCAUUGCGAAUCAGAUUGUGCCAUCUGGCUCUGCAAAAACUUAUCUGGUACGGGCUGUGCUUCCUAGCGUCAUACCACCAUCUUACAAGGGUUCUACCAUUCGUUAUUUAUAUUAUAUAAAGAGUACAAUGUUUGUUCGAUGGCUGAUACUGGAAAAUGGUCACUCCGGCAAGGAUUCAGUAGAAGAUCUUACUGAAGUGGAGGCUCGUGUCCCUUUGCAAGUAUGGGUAACUCAGAAAGGAAAUGGUUUGGGGAUGGAAGAUGGUCAAAGUGAUGUUAUUGUUCCUGCUACAACAAUCCAAACGGAUAUAUACUGGAAAGAGAUUGAUGGAGAUUCAGAAUGGGCUAGAGUGAGUGACCUGUAUGACAGUAUUGAGGAAGGGUAUGAGAGCUCAAGGGAUGAAAUAUCUUCUGUUUCAUCCUUUAAUCCUUCAAAGGAACAUAUUUAUAAAACCUUGAGUUCCCUAUCGUUGCAAUCGUCAGCAGCCAGAUCUUCAAAUAGAGAUGGUCCGUAUCAUGAUGGAGACCAUUUGAGUUUAUCUUCAAAUGUAGGGCUUUCACGGUUAUCAAUAGCAGAGGUCUUACAAGAUUCUAGUGAUGACAUAUCAUCAGCCAUAUCUCCAAGACAGAAGCGCGCUUCCACAAAAUCACUAGCUGGAAAUGAGAUAACUGGAGUACCUUCUGCAGCCAGCCCAGGAGCUACUGAACCUUUAGCAUCAGAAGGCUUUAUUCGAGGAAGGUCAUAUAAUAUCAGGAUGGACGACCAAGUUUUGCUAAGAUUUUCCCCUAAGAACUCUGAGUCCACUUAUUACUUCAGUGAUAUGAUAGGCGGGACUCUCACUUUCUUUCAUGAAGAAGGUGCUAGAAGAUGCCUUGAGGUUUCAGUCACGCUGGAAACUUCUGAGACAAUAAGUCGCCGUUUUGUUCAUCCUUCUAGAAGGAAUUCCCCAACAAUUACCAAGGUCCAGAGUGAUCAUCAUGAGGUUGUUGCUGAUUUGAUACAGACAAGUUUUCUUUUUUCUAUUCCCAUGGAUGGUCCCAUGUCGUUUUCCACUUCUCAUGUCUUGGUGCAGUGGGUUCUAAGAUUUGAAUUCUUCACUACUCCCAAGAAUGUAGACUGGACAAGAUAUGAGCAUCCUCUUUUAAUAGAAGGAAGAGACAGAUGCGAAUGGGUUCUUCCCAUAAUAGUGCAUGCACCUCCAGCCGGAGCUCCAGCUGUUGUCCGUUCACGGGGUGAGAGACCUCUUUCCUUGGAACCCAUGUGGAUUCAUAGUUGAAGGUAAACUUGUUUCGUCUCUGUUAGUGGCUGCAUUUCUGUAGUUAAGAUAUAUCCAAGACAGCAACAUCAAAUGCGGGUAUUCGCUGUAUAAGAUUUACCAUCUCAACGACACGAGUCUUACAUAAUGAUUCAUCGGAAGUUCUCCGGGAGUUUUGAACUCAGUUUCUCAUUUUUUUUCAGUAAUCGCUGUAUAAGAUGAUGAUAUUCGGGUUUUUUCGCUCGAAAUUGCAUUGU
Molecule: messenger RNA, 2145 nt
Organism: Hibiscus syriacus
Lineage: Eukaryota; Viridiplantae; Streptophyta; Magnoliopsida; Malvales; Malvaceae
Exons: 13
Coding region: 293-1909 (538 amino acids)
Biological process (GO): retrograde transport, endosome to Golgi
Cellular component (GO): Golgi membrane; Ric1-Rgp1 guanyl-nucleotide exchange factor complex
Source: RefSeq, a predicted model, not a curated record